AUGACUGAUGGUAUUUGUGGCUACACUUGUCGAACGGAUCCGGAACUAGAUCACGACACGCAGCUCAUGUACGUGCUAUACUGGAUGGAACUUUUGGACCUUUUGUGGGCAGCGCGCUUGAAUCGGGCUUUUAUACAAUUGCAAGAUGCACGAACCGUUGCAGGAGCUUCUUUCCCUACACCUGAGCAUGCACAUCGUGUUGCUGCUGUGUUGGGUACAUCAACGACAUUGGUUACAUCUAGGACGGGUGAACUGGCACUCCAAAGCCAGCCACAGAUACCCGCGCUCUGUCAGACAGAUUGUGUUCGCCUACGCGACGAAAUUUUGCAUGCGAAAGAGCAGCUGUUUGGCUGGAUGCGUGAUCAGCUGGGAGUCCCUCGGCCACCAACCAUUGAUGAUGCGUGGCCCGAAAUCGAGAAUGAACAGCCAAGAGUAGAGCAGAUUGAUACCAGACAAGAAGAGUUAUUUCUGAAUGACAUGGAGCAAAAAGAAAUGGGCCUGAAUAAGUCAACAGAAAAGGCUUUAGAUCAGGCUUAUGGGACUGCACGGACCGCUGAAGACGAUGAUCAUGGUGAUAUGUCGAAUGAGGAAUAUCUUACAGAUUUAGGACACAAGAAUACGAACGGCUCGCAAAAAGCACCAUUUGAUGAGGAUGCCUGUUUACAGACAUCGGAAAUAGACCCGACAUGUUCUCGAUCAGGUGAUACAGCAAAGGAUCAGCAAGAUAACCCGAAAGCAGACUCGGUUACAGAUGUUUCGGUGCGAGAGUCGGAUAACCAUUAUAGGCGUUUGUUUGAAACAAAGGUACGCUGGUCACGCUAA
Messenger RNA from Malassezia globosa CBS 7966, 822 nucleotides. RefSeq lists its product as uncharacterized. The transcript has a single exon. Lineage: Eukaryota; Fungi; Basidiomycota; Malasseziomycetes; Malasseziales; Malasseziaceae. The record is from RefSeq and is a predicted model, not a curated record. Bases 1 to 822 code for a protein of 273 amino acids.